Molecule: messenger RNA, 5193 nt
Organism: Mytilus trossulus (common blue mussel)
Lineage: Eukaryota; Metazoa; Mollusca; Bivalvia; Mytilida; Mytilidae
Product: cell adhesion molecule DSCAM-like
Exons: 31
Coding region: 15-4592 (1525 amino acids)
Biological process (GO): cell-cell adhesion
Molecular function (GO): protein binding
Source: RefSeq, a predicted model, not a curated record
AAUUGAUACUGACAAUGUGGUACUAUGAUACAACUAUCUACUUUUUGUUAGUGGUACCUGUAGCAGCAUUCAUUGAAUUCACACAAAUGCCACUAAGUCAGGCUGUUGUAUUUGGACAAAAUGUUGUACUGAAUUGUGAAGCUGUAACAGAUCAACCUGGUACCCUCACAUAUACUUGGUACCACAAUGGGACCCAGCUGACAGCCUCUGUAUUUUCCAACAAUUCCCUUUUGAUAGUUGAUGUACAGCAAAAUAAACUUGGUAACUACAGUUGUCAUGUGACCAGCAGUAACCAUUCAGAGACCAACAUAUUGUCAUCAGCAGUCCUCAUCCAAGCAUAUAUAAGACCGUUUGUAACUAAUCCAUCACAAGUAACAGUUACAGAAGGAGACACUGCCAUACUAGAAUGUGUUACAGGGGAAAGUGCCCCACCCCCUCAAGUUUAUUGGGAGAAAGAUGGACAGCCAGUCACCUCUGGUUCACAGUUUAAAGCAAGAUUUGGGACACAAUUAUAUGACAUGAUUGGACAGUACUACAUGAAGCUUAUAUUGGAUUCUAAACCUAGGGAGACUGGAUUAUACUCCUGUGUAGCAGUUAACACAGCCCAAGGAAUACAAGUAAAGAGUUUAGUUGUACAGGUUAAAAUAUCUGCCAUAGAAACAAAACCAUACAUAGAUGUAGAUAUUUCCCAGAAUUCUUCAGUGAUGGCACCUGAGAGUUUUCAAUUGGUUCUCAACUGUGCAAUAGGUAGCUUCCCUAAACCUGUAAUCACAUGGUACAAACUCCAAGAUGUCAUUGUUCCUGACUCCAGAGUUAGAGUCUUAUCAAAUGGUAGUUUAGAGUUUGUGCUACUGAUUCAAGAUGACCAGGGUUACUAUUUCUGUGAAGGCAGCAACUAUCUUGGUCACAUCAGAACUCAGGAUGUAUUUGUUCAAGUUUCAUAUAUUGACCUUUUAUUCCAAGAAGAACCAGAAUCUUUGUAUAUAACAGCUGGGCACCCAGUUGUUCUUCACUGCUCUCCACCAACCAGCUUUCCUUUAGCUAAUGUAUCAUGGUACAAAAAUAACCAGCCAAUGAAAUACAGGACAGGGGAACAAGCUGUUUACAUUGUUGAUCCUGUGGUUGGAAUCUGGAAUCUAUUCUUUACAGAUAUACAGAAGCAGGAUGAAGGAAGAUAUUUUUGUGUAGCAUCAAACAAUUAUGCUAUUCCCACAUCUAGAACCUCAAAGUCAUCGGACUUACAGAUUGGAGGUGGUCCAGUGUUUGUAGAUCCUCCAGUAUCCACCUCUGUGGUUACAGGAGAAGGGACUCAGAUGACAUGCAUGGUUGGAGGAGAUCCCUUCCCACAGAUAACUUGGUUUUUAAAUGGACUUAUGGUCCUUCCUGAUGAUACAUUAAUUUUAAGGAAUCAGAAUCAAGAACUUCACAUGGCAAAUGUAAACAAGAUAAGAGAAGGGCUUUACACAUGUAGAGCUACAAAUAUAUAUGGUGAAUCUGAAUCUACUGCUUAUUUGAAAGUUUUGGUGCCACCAGUUAUUAUAGAUUUCACUGAAUCAGUCACAGUUCUAUCAAACCAUGAUUUGGUACUACCUUGCUAUGUAAAUGGAGAUCCCAAACCUACUAUACAGUGGUUAAAAGAUGGUAAAGAUAUUACUUCAAGUGACAGGAUUCUUAUUGGGUCAUCUGACCUUACUGUGAAGAAAGUUGAUCUUACUGAUGCAGGAAUUUAUACCUGCCAUGCAUUUAAUAUGGCUGGCGCUAUUUUUAAUACGGCAACUGUCAUAGUUAACAUGAAGCCAGAAUUUCUCAAGUCACCAUUGAACAAAACUGUAAUCCUUGGCCUGUCUGUAGCCAUGGAUUGUGAAGUCAGAGGUCAUCCAACUCCAACAGUUUCUUGGCUGUUUAAUGGUACUAACCUACUUCCACAUGGCACUAUUGUAUCUAGUGAUAAUCAUGGAAUACAUGUUGCUAUGGUUACAUGGCGCCAUGUUGGAUUGUACACCUGUGUGGCCUCAAACAUACUGGAAGCUGUCACCAGGGAUGGGAGAUUGAGCGUACAUGUUUUGCCAAGAAUCCAAGCCAUAAAUGGAGAUCCGGUUGUCUAUUUGAAUCAAGAGCUGGAUCUUACUUGCACAGUUAGUGGUAUACCAAAUCCUACUAUAAAAUGGGUCCAUCAAGACACAGCAGUUGUCCCAUCACUAGAUGGCAGAGUGACUAUACCUGCACAAAACAAACUCUUUAUUAAAUAUGUCAAAGUUUCUGAUCAAGGUGAAUAUAAAUGUGUGGCAGAAAACCUGGCUGGUAAAACAGAAUUUCCAAUUACAGUUACAGUCAUAGAGUCUCCAAUUCCACCAGUGUUAACAAGAGCUGUGUCCUUCACCUCCACAACUGUGACCUUGAGAUGGUCACCUUCAACACAGAAUCCAAACACACCACUCUCUCAGUACAUCAUAUAUUACAAAAAAGAAAUAGAUGUAGAUUACAAAAGAUUACCCAUUACAGCAGGCAGUACAGAUUCACAGAUAGAAGUGGUUGGUUUAUCACCAGGAACCAUGUAUAUGUUUGUAGUGUCAGGGGUAAAUCCAGCAGGGGAAGGCAGUCUUAGUAAUGUGUUAUCUGCUAAAACUAUGGACUCAGGUCCAUCAGCACCAAGAAACUUGAAAAUAUUGUUUUCCAACAGCUCAACUAUGCAAUUAGAAUGGGAAAUUCCUGCUGAAACAAAUGGUCAGAUCAGAAAAUACCAAGUAUGGUAUAAAAUAAAGGGAGACAACACUGAAAUUAUGUCCCUUGUUACAACUAAAGAUAUCAGCAAACCAUCAGUUACCUUGACAAUAAAUAACCUUGACCCUUUCACUCCGUAUGAGUUCAAGGUCAGAGGUGCUACAGAAGAAAGUGGUGAAGAUAUGUGGGGAGAAUUAUCAGGAUAUAUUGAUGUGAAAACAUCAGCUUCAGUUCCAAGUGAUGUUCCACAGAUCACAAAAGUACAGACAUUAUCAUCAACUGCUAUUCAAGUAGGAUGGCAGGACCCUCCAAUUAAAACAUGGGAUGGUCAGAGUUUGAAGUACCGUGUAUACUCUACUGAUUUAAAUUUUACCUCUGCAACAAAUCAGAUUACAACAACACAUUUUUCUAUCAAUAUCACCACCUUAUCACCAUGGAGAUGGUACUCUUUUGUCUUGGAGAUUGGAAAUGAAGCUGGUUGGGGAGAUAGAAGCAAUGCUGUUAUUUCAAAUACAUUUCCAUCAGCACCCUCAGCACCUCCAGUGAUAUUUAGUAUACAAGUAUCAGAUAAAGAAGUUAAAGUAACAUUUCAGUUACCAGACAAAAGUACAUGGAACAGUAAAUUAACAGGAGUUAUUAUACAGUAUACAGAUGGAAAUUCUGUAGAGACAAACUAUGUUGAUAAUAUACAGAAGACUUCUUUGACAAUCAGACAACUGUUACCUUGGACUGAAUACAGACUAAGAUUAGGUAUAUAUACAGACACUGUAACAAAUGGUAAUGGGCCAUAUACAGAAUGGAGAACUGUCAGGACUAAUGAAUCAGCACCUGGUAAAGUUGGAAAUGUCAAUUACCAAGCCACACCCACAAGCAUCACUUUGACCUGGUCACCCCCACAAAAACCAAAUGGAGUUAUUCAGCACUAUGUAAUCCAGUAUCAGGAUAAAGGUUUAGAUGAAGACCACUUAACAUCCAAUGUUCUGGUAUUCAGACCAACAACUGAAGAUACUAUGUCUGGUAAUGGAGUGGUCACCAGAAUCCAAACAGAUUUGACAACAGUGAUAUUACAGAAUCUAUCACCAGGCCAUGUAUUCAGGAUUACUAUUGUGGCAGUAAAUGGUGCCAGUGUAGGAGACCAGUUUUAUUACACAGCAUCAACAACCUUUUUGCCACCUUUGCCUAUUGAAACCACAACCAAGGAGGAAAUGUCAACUGAGGCUACAACAAUCAGCCUCUCUCAAUCAAAGGGAGUCAACUCUGUUUUAUCACCAGCAGUUUUUGGUGGUAUUAUAGCUGGUGCUGUACUUGUUGUCAUGGUGAUUAUACUGGUUACCUGUUUAUGUAUAAGGAGGAAAAGAUUAGACCAGGCUAAAUACGUGAAUACAAAAAAUCCUGGAGUAUUUGGAAACUUACAAGGAGACAAAUCUUUAAGAACAUCCAAAUCUGAACAGUUAGAAGAUAGAGGAUCAUUAAGGAGAAUAGAUUUUGUUGGAGACUCUGUACAAUAUGGAUCUAAUAAUAAAACAAAGAAGGAGCAGCCAUCAAUAGUUAUAUCUUCUUUAGAGGUACCAGGAACACAGCUGAUAAAGAGAUCAAGCAAUAAUUCUAUAAAUGGAAUAGAAAAUCCAGGUUAUAAAGAUCAAACAGGGGAUACAGAAUCACUAGCUGUUUCUAUGACAUUGUCUUCAGAAGAUUUUUUGGCAGAGUCUGCAAGUUUAAAAAGAACUAGUCGAAUGAGAACUGAGAGUGCUGCAGCUAUAGCAGUAUUACGUAACCAACGACUACCAAGGUUACCUAGGUCACAGGAUGAUACAGACACUUUAAUAAACCAUGACUCUGUGGUGAUUUAUACAGAAAGGACAGCUCUGUGACCAAUCUUUUGUUAUUUCAUUUCACACUGAUCAGGGAUGAUCUUUUACAUCAACACAGUAUUUAUAGAUAAUAUUAUUCCAAUUCACAAUAAUUAGGAAUGAACAAUUAUUAUCGUUAUAUGAAUACAGCAUUUUGUUUUGUUUCAUUUUCACUUUUUGAUCUCAUUGCAUCAAUCAAUAUGUGUUCAAACAAAAAAAUCAAAAGGUGAACGUUUUAGGUUUUAGGAUUUUUUAAAAGUGGGAAAUGGAAGGGGGUUGAUCAUUUGGUUUUUUUCUCACUAAACUGUUAUCUCAUUUUUUGCUUGUUUAUUUUUGGUACACUGAAACUAUUUACAGAAGCGAUUUUACCUAAAUAUUAUGCAACAGAGCAGAGUUUUUCCCUUGUCCCUCUGUAUGUCUUUAAGUUGGUUUCUGUUCUCUAACUUUAGUUUAACCUUACAAAAUGUAGUGAAACUUAUACACAAUGCUUUAUAACCACGAAACACAGAUCAAGUUUGAAUUUUAGUUGUGUAACUUAAACCAUUCUAGAGUUAUGCCCCUUUACAUAUGGAAAAUUGCUGAAUUUUUCGUUUCAAUUUUCCAACUUAAGUUUGCCUUUACU